Molecule: messenger RNA, 2921 nt
Organism: Protopterus annectens (West African lungfish)
Lineage: Eukaryota; Metazoa; Chordata; Ceratodontiformes; Protopteridae
Gene: PRKX
Product: protein kinase X-linked
Exons: 10
Coding region: 744-1898 (384 amino acids)
Biological process (GO): protein phosphorylation
Molecular function (GO): ATP binding; protein serine/threonine kinase activity
Source: RefSeq, a predicted model, not a curated record
GCUCUACUCCCCACCCCCUGACUCUGAGUGGUCCUGGUUGUCAUGGAGCCCCUCCUGCUAGUGGGCGGCUAAGCUGUCAGUCAUUGCACGGGUGCUGUCCUGUCCCUUCCUUAUCGAGGAUUAAAUAGUUUGAAAUUCUAACUGACUGGCCGGGUGAAUGAUUUAGAGUGGACAAUAAUUAUUGUCCCUGCUGCCGGUGGAGUGAGGGGCUUGACUGUCCUAAUUUUGGGCACGAAGAAGUAUUAAAUGUAUAGUGUAUCUGGGCGCUGGCGCCCCGUGUAUUAUGUACAAUCAGGGAAUAGUGUGUGCUAUUGCUGAAGGCAUGAAAAGUUAGAGAUAACAGGUUGAUAAAGCGACUAGUUGCAGUUGAGGAAUUUGAUGUUUCUGUUGUUGCUUCACCAUGCAUUUAAACGUACAAGAGGCUUACAGUGUCUGAAAGGGAGAAAAAGAAUAAAAGGACCCGGAAUAAACACCAUUGAGCGUGCUGCAGUAACUGUGAUUCCUGGCUCGGUAAUGGAACCUUGAAACUUGGAAAGGGGAAGUAGCAGUAGAAGCAGCUCCUAACAUGCCCAAGAUCUGGCGAUAAGGUUUGGGAACGUAGCUUUUAGCAUGAGGAACCACCGGCGACAGAAGUAGACCUCCGUCCUGGGGACCAACAAAAGGCCUCUCGGGGAAUUAACGUUCAAAUGCAUUGCUGCUGAUAACAAAAGCGGGGAAUCUAUAGUUUGUUUUGCACAGUGGACAUGGCAACAGAGAAGGCGAAGUCUGAGCCGAGGAAUGAAGGUAGCACAGUAGAUCCCAGUGGUGCUGCUGCUGCGGAAGGUGCUCAUUCAUCAACCUCAGCUGCUGCAGACCAAGAGGAAGUCCAGUACAAACUGGAAGACUUUGAUACUGUGGCUACCGUGGGAACUGGUACAUUUGGCAGAGUGCUUCUCGUAAAGGAGAAGACAACAAAAAGAUAUUUUGCCUUCAAAGUUAUGAGCAUUCCUGAUGUUAUUCGACUAAAGCAGGAGCAGCAUGUCCACAAUGAGAAAGCAGUCUUAAAGGAAGUCAGUUACCCAUUUCUAGUCAAAUUAUUUUGGACGCACCACGAUGAACGCUUUUUAUAUAUGUUAAUGGAUUAUGUACCUGGAGGAGAACUUUUUAGUUACUUGAGAAAUAUGGGACGUUUUAAUAAUGGCACAGGACUUUUUUACUCUGCUGAGAUUGUUUGUGCAAUAGAAUAUCUACACUCCAAAGAAAUAGUUUACAGAGAUUUAAAGCCAGAAAACAUACUGCUUGACAGAGCAGGGCAUAUCAAGCUUACGGACUUCGGCUUUGCUAAAAAAUUAGUGGAUAGUGCCAUGGGAAUCCAGCAGAUCUGUCAGUCAAAUGGUAGACAUCAGGAAGAUCAGAGUGGAGUAUCAAGUGACACAAAAUUAACAUGGACACUGUGUGGCACACCUGAGUAUCUUGCACCAGAAGUUAUACAAAGUAAGGGUCAUGGCAGAGCAGUGGAUUGGUGGGCUCUUGGAGUUUUGAUAUUUGAGAUGCUUUCAGGAUUUCCACCAUUUUUUGAUGACAAUCCAUUUGGCAUUUAUCAGAAGAUUCUUGCUUGCAAAAUAGACUUUCCUAGACAUCUGGAUCUUUAUGUUAAAGACCUCAUAAAGAAGUUGCUUGUCAUUGAUAGAACAAGACGCCUAGGAAAUUUAAAGAAUGGUGCUGAGGAUGUCAGGAAGCAUCGCUGGUUCCGAUCUGUAGACUGGGAAGCAGUGCCCCUUAGAAAAUUAAAGCCACCAAUACUGCCAAAGGUGACUCAUGAAGGUGAUACUUCUAAUUUUGAAGCGUAUCCUGAAGAUGACUGGAAAAAAGCCACACCUGUAUCUUCUAAAGACUUAGAAAUUUUCAAGAACUUUUGACCAUGAGAGUCAGUAAAUGCCACUGAAAGAUCAUGACAAAGUGGACACACUGAAUGCCAGUAAGUCAAGAUGGUCCCCAAGCAGAAGUCAUUUCUGACAUGGGCAUUGAAAGGUCCCUACACUGACAAAACAGACCCUCUACAAGAGCCAUGUAUUUACUGAUAUUUGAACUAUUUAAUGUACAAUUGAAUAAACAUAAAUGUACAAGUAUAUAUAUGUAGGAAGCAACUUAGCUUUUUAAUAAAUAGUGGCUUCUGUUAGAUGUUGAGAUGUGUUAAUGAAUAAUUUCUGAAAAUAGACUUAACUUAAUAUAUUUAUACUUGGUCUUUGUAAUAAAAGUGCACACCAGUGCAACUGUACAUAAGGAAGUUAAUGAAACCUAUCUGCACAGCUAUGUAAAUUGCUGUAGAGUGUAUGAUUUUUUUUUGUAUUUUAUUUUGUCUUAAAAUCAAGCAGUUUGCUAAUUUUAUGGAAAUAAUGUAGUAAAAUUAUGUAUAAUUGCAUCAUUGAUUUAUAAAUGAAUAUGUUUUAUACUGCUUUUUCAGAAUUCUGUUAAUAUUUUUAUAUGCAGAGUUGAUUUUAUUACUUUAUUCAGGCUGCAAACUGUUAAGCUACAUAAACAUACCUUGUAUAAUAUAAGAAUAUGCCUCAGUUUUAGCAUCUGCAUUACAGUGCUUCUGUAUAUUUGUAUCUUCUGCUUCUGUUUUGUUUCAAGAAAAUCUGAGCAAAUAUUUGGAAGUGCCUGCUCUGAAAGCAAGAUUUUUACUAAUACAAAAUCAAAAAUGAAAACUGCAGAGGAAUUUCAUAUAUUACAUAAUGUCAGCAGAAAGAAAGAAAUAUUUCCUAGCCUUUAACUCAUUAUCCCUAUAAAUAGUGAAUUAAACGGUUCCCUCAAGUUGUUCAUAUGUGAGUAGUCACUGUGAAGGAAAUGUACUCAAAAUGGUAAAUGUAAAAAUUCCAAGUAUCGGACACGGCCACAAUCAGUUAAGUAAUCAAUUAAAAUAAUCACAAAGAAACUAAUAA